CGUGAGUUCUCUUGGUAAAACCAUAUGACUUUAAUGAGUUUCUUUAAAUUUAAUACUGGAUAACCUUCGAGAAGACUGAGGCCUAAAUACAAUUAAAAGAAGAAAUAUUUGGUUUUUAGUUCAGUCACAGCAUUGCUAACCUAUGAGUUGAGUGUUUACUGUUUACAAAAUUGUCAUUUUGACUUUUUGUUUUGCAAAUUGUUUCCCAAAAUAAUUAUUUAUUACUUUAUGUCCUUUACUACAAGAUUGGAAUCACAUGAUGUAUUUUUGUGAUGAUUUUUUUUUAAAUUUUACACUGGAUUAUGAAUAUAUGAAUUAUUUGGACUGUUAUCAUAUAAUAAAAAUGUGUAGCUAAAACAGCUGGAUUAUAAGAAAAAUUUUGACUAGUAAAGUAAAUUCCACUCUGAUCAUAUUAUUAAGUAAUGAAAAAUGGAAACUUGCAGUAGAUGUGAGAAAAAAUCUGUGCCUCCAGAAAAUACAGAACUUGUACAAAUCAAAAAUGAAAAAUGUAAUUAUCUAGAGGAAUGUGUAGAUCACAAACAUUUUUACCCUACAGACAUUAAACCUGAACUCCACGUUGAAUUGAAUUGUAAGGAAACGAAUAUCUAUAAAGAAGAAAAUCUCAACUGGAACAUGGCAAAAGCACCAGCAACAUCGAAAGUAUGUGAUAUUGUACAAUUUUCAAAAAACUUCUUACAUCAAGAUGUUGCCAUGGCAGAUGAGCAAAGAUAUGUCAUGUGUGGUGUAUGUGAGAAAGAAAGUCCAUCACUUUCUACUGACUGCAUAUGUUGUGGCAAAUCAUUUGCCUUCAAGGAUGAAGAACUGAAAGAAACAGAUGUUUUUAUUGAAAGUGUAGAAGAAAGGCGUCAUGAGUUCGAAUGUGUUUCUUGCCAAUCAUUUUUCGAUAAUAAUAUUGAUUACGAAACACAUCUUGAAAGCCACAAAGACAAGAAAAAAGAUUUUAUGUGUGAACAAUGCGGUAAAACUUUCAAGAAAAAGUGGGAUUGUCAAGUACAUGUUAAAGUGCAUAAGGGUAUACGACCAUUCUCAUGUGAAAUAUGUUCAAAAACUUUUACAAGGAAGUAUUUCCUGAAUGAACACUAUAAAACACAUUCGGGUGAAAAACUGUUUUAUUGCCAUUUGUGUCCAAAAAGUUUUCUUCAAAAUAGUAAACUUUUGCGUCACCAUAGAAUCCACUCAGGAGAUAAGCCUUAUCAGUGUAAGUAUUGUUUGACGAGUUUUUCUAGGAAAAGCAAUAUGAGAUGCCACGAAAGAAUACACACAGGUGAAAAGCCAUUCUGCUGUACAGUUUGUGACAAAACUUUUACUCGGAGCAGAAACCUGGAGAAACAUCGAGAAAGUCAUGAGCAAACAACAUUCAAAUGUGAAGUUUGUGGUGAGACAACUGGUAAGAAACUGGACUUCAAAAGACAUACCAAAACUCACUUGAAAGAAAAAUGGUUUAGCUGUAAUUCAUGUGAGAAGAGUUUCAAAAAGAAAUCACUCUUGAAGAGGCAUGAGAGAAGCCAUAGUGGUUUGAAGACUUAUAAGUGUAAUUUUUGUUCCAAUGCUUUUGUAUCUAGUUUCAAUUUGAAAAGACACAUGAAAAUACAUUCAGAUGUAGUUACAGACUAAUUUAAAAAAAGGAAUAAACACAAAACUAUCUGUGAAAUUUUAUUUUAUGAAUUCAAGAAACAGUUGUGAUGUUUAAUUUUUUUUUUUAAUAUCAUUGUAAGUUUUGCAAACCAACUCUUAAUUGGAUGUCAUGAAGAAAUCGUUUUGAAUAUGAUGACACAUUCAUCAAUAAUAUAUUAUGUGCCAUUGAUAUUAUCCAAAACAGAAGUGUCAAGAUUAUUAAUAAUGAAGAAAAUAUAUGCUACCCUUCAUAUAUUUA
Leptinotarsa decemlineata (Colorado potato beetle) is the source of this 1894-nucleotide messenger RNA. Its product is annotated as zinc finger protein OZF-like. The record is from RefSeq and is a predicted model, not a curated record. Lineage: Eukaryota; Metazoa; Arthropoda; Insecta; Coleoptera; Chrysomelidae.